This is a messenger RNA of Microplitis demolitor, 1759 nucleotides long. RefSeq names its product aspartate--tRNA ligase, cytoplasmic (gene AspRS). Gene Ontology annotation, cellular component: aminoacyl-tRNA synthetase multienzyme complex; cytosol; cytoplasm. Lineage: Eukaryota; Metazoa; Arthropoda; Insecta; Hymenoptera; Braconidae. The transcript is spliced from 8 exons. The record is from RefSeq and is a predicted model, not a curated record. Bases 94 to 1677 code for a protein of 527 amino acids. Gene Ontology annotation, molecular function: ATP binding; aspartate-tRNA ligase activity; RNA binding. Gene Ontology annotation, biological process: aspartyl-tRNA aminoacylation.
CACUCGGUACUUUUUUUAUUUUUUUCAGCCAUAUCGUAAUUUUAUUGUUGGAAAAUAAAUUUUUUUUAUAAAAUAUCAAUUUGUUAACCAAAGAUGAGUGAUACUCUGGGAAAUGUUACUGAAGGAGGCGAGCCAUCGAAAAAGGCUUUGAAGAAGCAGCAAAAAGAAGCUGAAAAAGCUGCCAAAAAAGCUGAACGUCAAUCUCAAAUGCCGCAUGAAGAAACAAACGGUACUGAAGAUGUAUCUGUUGGGUUGUACGGCAACAUGGGAAUAAUUAAAAGCUCCGAUUAUCAUCUGGACAGAAAAUUUGUUAAUGUAAAAGAUUUGAAUUUGAAAUUAACUGAUGAAUCUGUUUGGAUUCGCGGUCGUUUGCACACAAGUCGUGCUAAAGGUAAACAAUGUUUUAUUGUUAUCAGACAACAAUCUUAUACCGUACAAGGUUUAGCGACAGUCAAUGACAAUACCAGUAAGCAGAUGAUUAAAUUUAUAUCUGCAAUUACAAGGGAAUCAAUAAUUGAUGUGGAAGCGAUUAUAAAAACAGUACCGACUAAAAUAGAAUCAUGUACACAAAAGGAUGUUGAAUGUCUGAUCAAAAAAAUAUUUGUUGUAAGUGCAGCAAAACCUCAGCUGCCUAUUUUAGUUGAAGAUGCCGGACGAGCAGAAAAUGUUGAAAGUGGAUCAACGAUAACUGUUAAUCAAGACAAACGUCUAGACAAUCGUGUAUUGGAUCUUCGUACUCCAGCAAAUCAAGCGAUUUUUCGUAUUGAAGCUGCUGUUACUAAAUUAUUCCGUGAUAUUCUUACAGAAAAAGGAUUUGUUGAGAUUCAUACUCCUAAAAUAAUAUCAGCAGCCAGUGAGGGCGGUGCUAAUGUAUUUACUGUUUCUUAUUUUAAAGGAUCUGCUUAUUUAGCACAAUCACCACAAUUAUAUAAACAAAUGGCUGUUGCUUCAGACUUUGAUAAAGUAUUUACCGUUGGUGCAGUUUUCAGAGCUGAAGACUCAAAUACUCAUCGUCAUUUGACGGAAUUUGUUGGUCUUGAUCUUGAAAUGGCAUUUAAAUAUCAUUACCAUGAAGUACUUGAUACGAUUGGUAACAUGUUUACGGAAUUGUUUCGCAGACUGCGUGAUAAUUAUGCUGAUGAAAUAGCAACUGUUAAUCAACAGUUUAAAGUUGAACCAUUUAAAUUUUUGGAUCCGCCUUUAAAACUUGAAUUCCCUCAGGCUAUUGAAUUAUUAGCAGAAGCUGGAGUUACUUUGGGCGAAGAAGAUGAUCUUUCUACUCCAGAUGAAAAGUUGCUGGGGAAAUUAGUAAAAGCUAAAUAUGACACUGACUUUUAUAUGCUUGACAAAUAUCCAUUGGCUGUUCGUCCCUUCUAUACGAUGCCAGAUCCUAAUAAUCCAAAAGCUUCGAAUUCUUACGACAUGUUUAUGAGAGGUGAGGAAAUAAUUUCUGGUGCUCAGAGGAUUCAUGAUCCGGAAUUUUUAACUGAACGUGCUAAGCAUCAUGGAAUUGAUAUCGAUAAAAUAAAAUCAUACGUCGACGCAUUCAGAUACGGAUGUCAACCCCAUGCAGGUGGUGGAAUUGGACUGGAACGUGUUGUGAUGCUUUAUCUGGGAUUAGACAAUAUCAGAAAGACAUCUAUGUUCCCACGUGACCCUAAACGUCUGACUCCUUAAAUAUAAAUAUCAUUUAUAUUUUGAUAUUUUAUAAUUAACAAUUCAAUCAUUUUUGAUUCUAAUAAAUAAUAAAAAAAAAAUA